UUAUAAUCUCAUUUUAGACCUAUAUAUUAACAUCAUAUUCAGGUUGCAUUAGCCUGCAAUACUCUCAUUAUCAGAGAUAUCAGCCAUGUCCAAAUUUCAGAGCUUGUUUAGAUUUGUACUGUUCAUCACUCUUUCUGUUCAGGCCAUGGGCCGUGAUUGGCAACAUGCAAGCGCAACCUUUUACGGCGACAUGCAGGGAGGAGAAACUAUGCAGGGGGCUUGUGGAUAUGGUAAUCUCUUCCAACAAGGUUAUGGUUUGGAGACGGCAGCUCUAAGCACGCAACUAUUUAACGAUGGACAUUCUUGUGGUGCUUGUUUUGAGAUCAUGUGUGUCAACGAUCCACAGUGGUGCAAACCUAACGCAGUUAUCAAAGUCACUGCAACAAAUUUCUGUCCACCAAAUUGGGUUCCAGCUCCUGAUCAUUGGUGCAACCCACCUCGCAAACACUUUGACUUGUCCAUGGCUAUGUUCACAAAACUUGCAGAAUACAAAGCCGGUAUCAUUCCAGUUAUAUAUCGCCGAACCCCAUGUGACAGAAAUGGAGGGAUUAAGUUUGAGGUUAAGGGAAACCCCUACUGGACUUCUGUUGUGGUUUAUAAUGUUGCUGGUGCUGGUCUUGUUAACCACGUCGCAAUUAAGGGGUCCAACUCCGGUUGGAUUUCAAUGACGCGCAAUUGGGGCCAAGUUUGGCAGACCGGAAUCAAAUUAGUAGGGCAAAGCUUAUCAUUCCGGGUCACUGCUGGAGAUGGGGAAGUGCUUUGGUUAGAUAAUGUUGCACCAGCGAAUUGGCAAUUCGGUCAAACCUACGAGGGACACGGCAAUUUUAUAGGCUGAAAUGUUUGCGAAUUCUUUCUUAGUUAUCUGAUUUGUACCUUCUUGCAACAUUUACUUAUUUCGCUACAAGCUUCAUGUAAUUCGGAUUGUCAGUAAUAAUGUAGUUAUUCAUUCAUGAUUCAUGUUUUGUUUAAGAGAAAAAUAAUUGAU
Molecule: messenger RNA, 985 nt
Organism: Rosa chinensis
Lineage: Eukaryota; Viridiplantae; Streptophyta; Magnoliopsida; Rosales; Rosaceae
Product: expansin-A22
Exons: 2
Coding region: 86-835 (249 amino acids)
Biological process (GO): plant-type cell wall organization
Cellular component (GO): extracellular region
Source: RefSeq, a predicted model, not a curated record